CAGUUGAGCUGCCUGAAGUUGCAGUCUUACCAAAGUCGAUCGAAGUUGAAGCGCUUCUGAGUUUUCUUGUGGUGUUGGAAGAGAAAAGUUCACUUUUCACCGUGAAAUACUGCAAAUAUCCCGUCAAUUUUGGUCCUAGAAUAACCAUAAAUUGCUGGAGAAAAUGCACGAAAUGGUGUAUUUAGGCCAAAUAGCUGAGUAUGUGGCAAUAUUUGUGUGAUUUGUGGAUGAAUUCUUUUUUUGUGUAAUACCCAAAACAAAAAUGUCGUCAAAGUAGGUGCAAUUUUUUUCCGUGUUUGACAAAUUUUUCAGAAGAAGUUUUUUGUUUUUCUGUUUUUCACUUGGUGAGAAGGAAAAAGGCAUCAAUCGGGGAAGGUAUUUUGGGUAAUCUGCUGGUGCACAGAAAACCAAAUUUCCCGCAGAAAUCUGGAAAAUUUUAGCUAAUUUCAAGUGAUUUUGGUGCAUUUUUUGCAAAGUGAAAAGUAUAAAGAGCCAAAGUGUAGAGAAAAUUGCAUUUUUCCCAGUGAAAUCUACCAACAGUCACAAUUUCGGAUAACAGCGAAGCUAUAGGAUCAAUUCAGGAACUUGCAGAGGAGUCUUCUGCCAACAUGGUGAAGCGCACCGACGGUACAGAGUCUCCAAUUUUGGCGGAAAGUGAUUCGGAUAAGCCAAAAGUCAAAUAUGGAGAAUUAGUUAUAUUAGGAUACAAUGGCUUCCUGCCACAAGGUGAUCGGGGGCGACGUCGAUCGAAAUUUGUCUUGUACAAGAGAGCAGAUCCAAAUGGUGUUAAACGUUCCAAGCACUAUAUCGUUCAAUCUCCACAGACAUCACAGGCCAUCCUGGAUGCCAAACAACACUCGAUCUCCUACACAUUAUCCCGAAAUCAGGCGGUUAUUGUGGAAUACAAAGAAGAUCCAAACACUGAUAUGUUUCAGGUUGGAAGAUCAUCAGAAUCUCCAAUUGAUUUUGUUGUAAUGGACACCCUUCCCGGUGAUAAGAAGGAUGCUAAGGUGAUGCAAAGUACAAUAUCGAGAUUCGCAUGUAGAAUUCUUGUAGAUCGAACAGAAACAACAAAGGCAAGAAUAUAUGCAGCUGGAUUCGAUUCUAGCCGAAAUAUUUUCUUAGGGGAGAAAGCGACAAAGUGGCAAGACAAUGUUGAGAUUGAUGGUCUGACGACAAAUGGUGUCUUAAUAAUGCAUCCUGAGGGCCAAUUUUGUGGUGGAAAUGCCAAAUGUGGUCUGUGGCGUGAGUGUUCAGUGGGAGGAGAUGUGUUCAGUUUGCGUGAAUCGCGAUCGGCCCAACAGAAGGGUGUUCCUGUGUUCGAUGAGUCCAAUAUACUUCAGGAUGGGACUCUAAUUGAUUUAUGCGGUGCUACUCUGCUGUGGCGAUCGGCCGAAGGACUCCACAAUUCACCAACCAAAAGAGACCUCGAAAAAUUAGUGGAUGAAAUCAAUGCUGGACGUCCACAGUGUCCGGUUGGCCUCAACACAUUAGUAAUUCCACGGAAGGUUACUCUUGGUGAACAUGUAAACCAGCCCUACGUGUAUUUAAAUUGUGGCCAUGUCCAAGGACAUCAUGAUUGGGGUCAGGACAAAAGUACCGGAGCCAGACGGUGUCCGAUGUGCCUGGAAAUGGGACCCGUUGUGACACUCUGUAUGGGAAUUGAACCUGCCUUCUACGUUGACUCUGGACCACCAACUUAUGCAUUUAAUCCAUGUGGUCACAUGGCGACAGAGAAGACAGUCAAAUACUGGGCCAAUGUGGAUAUUCCUCAUGGCACAAAUGGUUUCCAAGCAGUUUGCCCAUUCUGUGCUACGCCUCUAGUCGGAACUCCGGGCUAUAUCAAAUUAAUUUUCCAAGAUAAUCUCGAUUGAAGCAAAUGAGUAUGUUGAUCGGUUGACUAUUUCUUUACAAAAUGCUUCACACAAAAAAAAAACUGUUUCAAUGGAUUUUUGUGGGCGUCUUGGGAGAAAUUGAGAGGGUCUGAUCAGAGGAAUGAUAUAUAGAAAAA
Phlebotomus papatasi is the source of this 2011-nucleotide messenger RNA. RefSeq names its product protein pellino (gene Pli). The record is from RefSeq and is a predicted model, not a curated record. Bases 609 to 1874 code for a protein of 421 amino acids. Gene Ontology annotation, biological process: protein polyubiquitination; regulation of Toll signaling pathway. Gene Ontology annotation, molecular function: ubiquitin protein ligase activity; protein binding. Lineage: Eukaryota; Metazoa; Arthropoda; Insecta; Diptera; Psychodidae. The transcript has 8 exons.